Molecule: messenger RNA, 1308 nt
Organism: Gigantopelta aegis
Lineage: Eukaryota; Metazoa; Mollusca; Gastropoda; Neomphalida; Peltospiridae
Exons: 3
Coding region: 1-1308 (435 amino acids)
Molecular function (GO): zinc ion binding; nucleic acid binding
Source: RefSeq, a predicted model, not a curated record
AUGGAUAAAAUUAAAAAUUUAAUUCCAAAUACUGAUGGGAACCUGAAAAGGGUCCACACCGAAGUUUCGGACUUCUUCUCUUCGGACGAGGAGUCCAUGAAAUCCAGAAAAAAUAUGAAGAAAUAUAAAGUGAUUUCUUCACAAAAUUGGCCAAGGUUUCUCGUCAUCACUGAUGAUGGGGCCUUGAAUAAACGUUCACCCUUUGCCAUUCAAAAGGCAAUCGUUGGCUUUGCUGGUGAGCCAAAAUCGGUCAACAAAAUCAAGAAUGGGUUGCUGCUGUUGGUUGAAUGUUCGACCGACAAGCAUUCAACUUGCCUCCUCAAGUCGACAGUUUUUUGUAACGUGCCGAUUAAGGUAACUCCGCAUACCUCCCUCAACUCGUCAAAGGGAGUGAUCAGAUGCAGAGAUUUGGAAGGUGUUACUGAAGAAGAAAUCUGCGAAAAUUUAAGUUCUCAGGGUGUUGCUGCGGUGAGGAGGAUAAAGGUUCGUCGAAACAAUGACUUGUUACCGACGAAUACUUGUAUCCUCACCUUUAACGUCCCUACCCUUCCUCAAUCUGUCAAAGCCGGUUACCUUAAUAUUCCUGUUGAACCCUUUAUUCCAAACCCCUUGCGUUGCUUCAAAUGCCAGAGGUUUGGCCAUGGUCAGAACACAUGUCGUGGAAAACUUACAUGUGCUCGUUGUGGUCUCUUUGACCACGACAGCAAGACAUGUAAGAACGAUACACUUUGUCUCAACUGCAGGGUCAACCACUGUGCAUACUCGCGAGAGUGUCCGCGGUGGAAGCUGGAGAAAAGGGUUCAACAGGUGAAGGUACAAAAUAAACUGUCCUUCACGGAUGCCAGGAGGUUGGUGGAGACAGCAACACCUACAGUCGGUGACAAGUCAUAUGCAGCUGCUGCCAAAGUCGCCACUAAAAGUGUUGCGGUCAACACAGACCUCACCUGGCAUUUUGAUGAAGCCAAGUACAAGAAGCUGUCCGAUAUUGAGAAGGCGCAAAAAGUAGCACACACCCCGCCCAUCAACUUCUGGAUAGACAUCCCUCCCCUCAUCUUGUGGAUACCUACCCCUCUUCUAGAUGCCCCACCCAUCCCGCCCCUCAUCUUGUGGAUACCUACCCCUCUUCUAGAUGCCCCACCCAUCCCACCCCUCAUCUUCUGGAUACCUAGACAUCCCACCCCUCUUCUAGAUACCCCGCCCAUCAUCUUCUGGAUACCUAUCCCUCUUCUAGACACCCCGCCCCUCAUCUUCUGGAUACCUACCACUCUCCUAGACAUGACUCCGGGAGAUACUCCCCUCUCAUUCUGA